Baudoinia panamericana UAMH 10762 is the source of this 1400-nucleotide messenger RNA. RefSeq lists its product as uncharacterized. Bases 357 to 1109 code for a protein of 250 amino acids. The record is from RefSeq and is a predicted model, not a curated record. NCBI's taxonomy places the organism in Eukaryota, Fungi, Ascomycota, Dothideomycetes, Mycosphaerellales, Teratosphaeriaceae. The transcript has a single exon.
ACGUUCGAGAGAAAUAUACCAUUGUCUAAAGAGCGUUGGCCAAGCGAACUCCGGCAGUCUGCACGUCCAGCAUUAGCUGUCCGAACGAACACACGGAGCUUGUCUGGUCAAUUUCUGUACGUAGGGCGGAGGACGAGUUGCUCAUGGCCGUGCAAGAAGAGAACAAUAACUUCGCUGAACGCCCUAAGACCGUAAGGCUAUAAAGAAGGAUCAAGUCUUGUCCAGGCCGCCGAGAGAAGUUGACCACUCGCUCGCCAUAUGUUGUCCUUCUCCUUCGAGCUUCAAGAAAUUUUUUGGCAGCAUUGGUGCAUCUCAUAUUCUUACUAUCAUCGCAUUGUAGUUGCAUUUGAAAAGGCAUGAGCACCCGCAAGCGUCUGAGCUUCAAUGUGAAGCUCAACACGACGGGUGACACGAUCACCAUCCACAUCUCAGAUCCAUCAAACCUGCAGGCCGAUAACUUAGCACUCGCCACCUGGGGCUCUUCGGAAGUGCUGGCUAACACCUUGCACCGCCUGCCCACUCCCGACUUCGCGGGUACCGGGGCCAUUGCAGGCCUAGGCUCGGUCCUCGAAUUGGGAGCAGGGACGGGGCUUGUCGGCCUGAGUGCGGCUGCCAUUUGGAGGGUCUGGGUCACUUUGACGGAUCUCGAACCGAUACUGCCGAAUAUCAAAGCCAACAUCGAGCUCAACCGAGCUGUUAUCAGAGGCUACGGCGGCUCGGCAGCAUGCGGUAUGCUGGACUGGGCACGACCGGAUCUACUUACAUUCUUCGUACCGGAGCACGAAAGUCAACUCACUGCCGAUGCAAGCGGAGAGUGGAAGCCUUGGAAGUUCCGUGUUGUGUUAGCAGCAGAUACUGUUUACAGCGAAGAGCAUCCUGAGCUUCUGACUAAAGCGGUGACUGCGCGGCUUGAGCGUUCGCCGAAGGCGAGGUUCAUCAUGUGCUAUCCUUUACGCAUCGGAUAUUUGGAUCAUAUUCGUGAUCUGUGGGAACGCCUUGAGCUUGCAGGGCUGGGGUGUAUGCAGGAAGGACGGGAGUCGCUUCACGAAGAAUGGGACGAAGACACGCCGUACGAGUGGUGCGUUUGGCGCUGGCGCGGAGACAUAUGAGAAGCUCCGACGUGAGGCGAGGACUGUUUGCCGCUGCUUCUGUGGGCACAGAUCUUAGUUUGCAAAAUGAUCUCUAACCGGUCAAACGGGCUGUGAGCACUACGAGCAGCAUACACAGGUCAUACGUUGUGGUGUAGGAGCAAUAUGUGGCCGCCGUACUCACGCACUUCCUACCCUACGACUAACUGCAACGUAAUGCCUGCACAGUCGUCAACAACCGACCCACCCCGAACACCCGGCUUUGUCUACAUCCUCGGCUUCUCACAACACCAUUUCAACGCACAUUUCAAA